UCUACAUCUUUUUUCCUUCCACUAAAUUUCAAUCAAGAAUCAAGAUGAAUUUGUUGCAGGACUUUGCUGCUUUCUUUCUCAUUUUGAUCUUGCAUUCUUCGUUAUCUGGGCCAGCAUUAGCACACCAAGUAACAUUCUAUUUACACAACAAAUGCCCCUUUCCAGUAUGGCCAGCAACUGCCUCCAACACAGGCCAUCCUGUUAUAGCCCGUGGAGGAUUCUACCUUCCGUCGGGCAAAAUACAGCGCGUAGAUGCCCCAUGGGAUUGGACCGGUCGAAUUUGGGCUCGAACGGGCUGCAACUUCAACUCUAACUGGCAACCCGCUUGCGAAACAGGCGAUUGCGACGGACGACUAGAAUGUAACGGACUAAUAGGCACACCACCAGCUACAUUAGUACAAAUAUCUCUCCAAGCCGACAAAAGACAGCCAAAUUUCUACGAUAUUAGCUUAGUUGAUGGAUACAACAUUCCUAUUUCAAUCACAAAUAAGCAAUUAUCGCCAAAAUGCACCAUUAACGGGUGCUUAAAAAGCUUAUUAAAAUCGUGUCCGUAUGAAUUACAAGUUGUUAAUGACAAUGGGGAUGUUGUUGCGUGCAAAAGCGGUUGCUUGGCUUUCAAUUCGGACUCAUUUUGUUGUAGGAAUGAGUAUGGAACUCCGCAAAAAUGUAAACCAAAUGUCUACUCAAAGAUAUUCAAGGACGCUUGCCCCAAUUACUAUAGCUACGCCUUUGAUUCACCUUCUCCUUUGGUUAAUUGUGCAUCUAAUGAGUAUGUUAUAACAUUUUGCCCUUCAUCAUGGGGUGCUGGUGAUCCUAUUGAGAGUAUAUAAGAUUGGAUGUGGGUUCAGUUUGUUUUUUAAUUAGAUUAUAAAGGAUGGCUGUCUAUAUUAUUAAUUUAAAUAGGCCUCAACUUUACUUUAUUAAAUAAAUGAAUUUCUUUGUUA
Mercurialis annua (annual mercury) is the source of this 944-nucleotide messenger RNA. RefSeq names its product thaumatin-like protein. Gene Ontology annotation, cellular component: extracellular region. The record is from RefSeq and is a predicted model, not a curated record. The coding region runs from base 45 to 830 and encodes 261 amino acids. NCBI's taxonomy places the organism in Eukaryota, Viridiplantae, Streptophyta, Magnoliopsida, Malpighiales, Euphorbiaceae. Gene Ontology annotation, biological process: defense response. The transcript is spliced from 2 exons.